UGAAGCGCACGCGCCGUCCAGAGGAGGUUGCCGGCGACAUUUUAACGUCCAAUUUCGUUCGUUUCCUUUACCUGCCACUCCUUUCCUUUUACCCCUCAGUGCCCGGAGCGGUUGCCGCUGAUGGCUCUUAGGAGGCUGCCGUUCUCUCAGUUGACCCUAGCCGCGGUGCUGGGGGUGGCGGGCGGUCUGUACGUGUACAAACCAAUCUUCCAGCGGUACAGCCUGGAGCAGCGUAAGGCCCAGGAGGUGACACUGGCUCAGCUCCCAGAGUCUGACCGGCCCCCAAGUCCAGCCAAGGGCUGACCCUGACCGGCUCUGAUAAUGUGAGGAAAACGACUCUUCAAGGGCGAAACGACCUCUGAAGUCGGCCGUGGAUAUUUUUAGCCCUAUUUCCAAAACGCUAUGUUUGCUGAACUUUAUAAUGCAGACACAUGCUUUUUUUUAACAAAACGAUAAUAAUACGCUCUCCUCGUCGAAGACAGAAUUGUGGCUAUAACUCCCACUCCAGAGAUUUGCGCAUAAAUUCACAGUCAUCUGCGCGGCGCAUUGGUGAGGGAGAGUAACGCGGCUGGAGGUGCCGACUUUCGAACGAAACACUAAACCAAAGGCUGAUGUGUUAUCUCCGACGGAUGUAAAUUCUAUCCGAAGGAGAAUUAAAAGAUCUUCAGUUUUCUGUCAACAUCAAAAAAUAGUUUGUCUGGUCAUUAUCACGUCACUGGCUUUCUGUGUACCUUGUUUCCGACAAGUGGCUGCACUUCAGAAAUACUCUGCAAAGUGUUUUGGAAAACUGAGGUUGUGGAAGAAGCACAUAAAUAGAAUUCUUUAAAAAAAACUCAUAGAAACACGAGAAGUUGCUAAAAAAUGUAUUUCUGGGUUUGUCAGAAUUAGAUAUUUUUACUAAAUAAAAAAACAAAAGAACUGUGGAUGCUGUAAAUAGGAACAAAAACAAAGUUUUCUCGAAAAGCUCAGCAGGUCUGACAACAUCUAUGAAGGAGAAAACAGAGUUCGCGUUUCGGGUCCGGUGAGCCUUCCUCAGAACUUGGAUAUUUCCUUAGAUAGUUUUACUACCGAAUUGUGCUUUUUCUGCUAGUAUAAUUUAGCGAUUGGGAGAGUAAGUCUCAAACUAGUGUUGAACUUCAUAAAGGACAUCUAUGGAUGGAUGUUGGUUCCCCCUCAACAUCUUGAAAAAUCAUCAACCAUUUUUUAAAGAUUCUUAAUAAGAUGAAAAUUGAAUGAAAUUGAGAGAUGUGCCUGAAUAGUGGUGAAAUGUCUUUGUAUUUUUCUAUGAUGUUGAUGCUUCCAGAAGACAGAUUGAGGACUGCCUCAAUGUUUAAGUAAUAAUUUGACUGACAUAUGAAUUAAGAGCAGACUUAAGCCAUUUGGCUCCUUCAGUGUAAUUUGAUAAGAUCAUGGAUGAUCUGAUUUUAGUCUCAGUGACUUUUCUGUCUAUUCCUCAUCCUCUGACUCCCUUGUCAACAUACAAUCAGCCUUAAAAAUGUUCAAUGGUUCUGUGUCCACUGCUUUCUAGGGAAGAGAGCUCCAAAGACACUCAACCCUCUGAAAUAAGAAAAAAGCUCCACCAGCUUGAAGUGGAUCUCCUUAUUUUGACUGCUACUUCUAUUCUGUCCCACAAGAGAAAAAAAUCCUCUUAGCAUCCACACUGUCAGCUUCCUUGUCCAAAGAAUCAUUGGAAUGAAACUUCUUUGAACUGUUACAUAUUAUACUCUCUCUUCACUGGAACAUGUUGUGCAUGAGUUAAAAGAGAAUUCUGUAACUAUCUGGCAUAGAACUUCUAGUGACUCGCUAAUUGGCGACAGAAGUCAAAGACAAAUAAGUCUGAAGUGAGAUACUUGCAUUUUUAAAUUCCGGCAAAUUGGUAAAGAAUCCCACUUAUUGUUUAUUUGUUUUUUUUAAAAUGUAAUUUAUAGAAAAUAUCAGUUGAUAUAAAAUAAAGUCUGUUGGUAUUGAUGAAUAUAUGGUUACAUCUAUCUGGUUGCAGUACUUCAAAAUGCUGAGGUAAUAAGGUGUAGAGCUGGAUGGACACAGGCCGAGCAGGAAAGCUGAUGUUUUGGGUCUGGUACCUUUUUCAGAAAUUGGGGAGGGGAGGGGGAUUCUGAAAUAAAGAGAGAGGGGGAGGCUGAUGGAAGAUGGAUAAAGGAGCAGAUAGAUGGAGAGGAGACAGACUGGUCAAAGAGGUGGGGAUGGAGCCAGUAAAGAUGAGUCUAGAUAGGGAAUUAGGGAGGGGAUAGGUCAGUCCAGGGAGGACGGACAGGUCAAGGAGGCGGGAUGAGUCUGGUAGGUGGGGGCGGGGCUUGAGGUUGGAGGAGUGGAUAGGUGGGAGGAAGAUUGGACAGAUUAGGGAAGUGGGGACGAGUUGGGCUGGUUUUGGGAUGCAGUCAGGGAAGGGGAGAUUUGAAGCUUGUGAAGUCCACAAGCGAAAUUUGAGGUGCUGUCCUGCAACCUUUGGGUGGCAUCGUUGUGGCACUGGAGAAGGCCCAGGAUGGAUAUGUCGUUCAAGGAGUGGGAAGGGGAGUUGAAAUGGUUCAGGAUUGGGAGGUGCAGUCAUUUGUCGCAAACCGAGCGUAGGUGUUCCACAAAGCAGCCUCCAACUCUCCACUUGGUUUCUCUGAUGUAGAGGAGGCCACACAUGAGCAGCAGAUACAGUAUAACAUAUUAGCAGAUGUGUAGGUGAUGUGGAAGGUUUUCUCGGGGCCUGGGUGAUGGUGAAGGGGAGGUGUAGCAAUUCCUGUGGUUUCAGGGAAAAGUGCCGGGGAUGGUGGGGCUAGUGGGGAGUGUGGAGCGGACAAGGGAUUCAUGGAGAGAGUGGUCCCUCCGGAAGGCAGAUAAGAGUGGAGAGGGAAAAAUGUCUUUGGUAGUGGGGUCAGAUGGCAGAAGUGCCAGAGGAAUCUGUGUUGGAUCUGGAGGUUGGUGGGGUGGUAUGUGAGGACAAGGGGGAAUUCUGUUUUGGUUGUUAACGUGGGGAGAGGGUGUGAGAGAUGAGUUGCGGGAAAUGCAAGACUCACGGUCGAGGGCAUUUUUGACCACCGUGGAGGGGAAGUUGUGGAUCAUGAGAAACAAGGACGUGCGGGAUUGGAAUGCGUCAUCUUGGGAGCAGAUGCGGCGGAGGCGAAGGAAUUGGGAAUAGGGGAUGACAUUUUUGCAGGAAGGUGGGUGGGAGGAGCUGUACUGUAGGUAGCUAUGGGAGUCAGUAGGCUUGAAAUGGAUACUGGUUUCCAGGUGGUUGCCAGAGGUGGAAACAGAGGUCCAGGAGGGAGUGAGAGGAAUCGGAGAUGGUUCAGGUGAAUGUAAGGUUGUGGUGGAAGGUGUUAGUGAAGUGGAUGAACUGUUCAAGCUCCUCAUGGGAGCAUGAGGCCGUGCCGAUACAGUGAUUGAUGUAACAGAGGAAGAGGUGUGGGAUAGUGCCAGUGUAGCUUCGGGAGGGGAUUGUUCCAUAUAUCCUACAAAGAGGCAGGCAUAGCUUGGGCCCAUGUAGGUACCCCUGGCCACCCCCUUUGCGGGAAGUGGGAGAAAUUGAAGUAGAAGCUGUUAAGGGUGAGGGUGAGUUCAGCUAAGCGGAUAAGGGUGUCAGUGGAGGGGGACUGGUUGGGCCUGUGGGACUGGAAGAAGCGGCGGGCCUUUAGGCCAUCUGCAUGGGGAAUGUAAGUGUAUAGGACAUCCAUGGUAAAGAUGAAGUGUUGGGGACCAGGGAAUCGGAAGUUUUGGAGGAGUUGGAGGACGUGGGUGGUGUCACGGACGUAGGUGGGGAGUUCCUGGACCAAGGGGAAGAAAAUGGAGUUGAGAUAAGUGGAGAUACGUUCGGUGGGACAGGAGCAGGUGGAGACAAUGGGUCUACGAGGGCAGCCUGGUUUAUGGAUUUUGGGAAGGAGAUAGAAACAGAUGGUGGGGAACUAUGAGGUUAGAGGCUGUAGGUAAAAGUCACCUGCAGUGAUGAGAUUGUGGAUGGUUUGGGAGAUGAUGCUUUGGUGUUCGGGGUGGGGUCAUGAUCAAGGGGGCAGUAGGAGGAGGUGUCGGAGGGUUGGCGACUGGCCUCAGCGAUGUAGAGGUCAGUGCGCCAUACUUCACCUGCGCCUCCCUUUUCCAUGCUUUUUAUGGUGAGGUUGGGGUUGGAGCGGAGGGCUGCACGUUCUGUGGGCGAGAGGUUGGAGUGGGUAAGAGGGGUGGAGAGAUUGAGGCGAUUGAUGUCUUGACGGCAGUUGGAGAUGAAGAGGUCAAGGGAGGCUAGGAGGCCUUGGGGUGGUCUCAAGGAGGCGGAGAAGGCGUCAGUAGAGGGAGGGUUAGGCUCACAGUUAAAGAAGUAAGCGCGGAAGUGGAGGCUGCAGAAAAACUGUUCAACAUCCAAGCAUGACCGGUAUUCGUUGAUGUUUGGGUGGAGGGGCAUAAAGGUGAGCCCUUUGCUGAGGACUUUAAAAUGCUGUUUUUGUGAAAAGUUUCCUAGCAGAGAUUAAGUUGUUGCCCAUCCAGCAAUUACAUUUAUGUGGAACCUAGUUGAUUUAAUCCACCUUGUUGGGUAGAAAAUGAAGACAUUUGCAGAUUCUUGCACUGAGAUUUUUUUUGUGGAACAAGGUCUUGUAAUUUUUGAAGAUUGUAAAAAAGUAAACGUCAAACUCUUAACUGUCUGUACUGACCUCCACUUUAUCCUCAUAUUUGAUUGCUAAAGAGUUGAGAGAAAACUAAUGGUGUAAAUCAGAUUUGCAUCCCUGAUGGUACAUGCUGGAUACUGAAAUUAGAUUAGCCUUUGAUUAAACUUCAACUACACUUGGAAUUUAAA
Molecule: messenger RNA, 4789 nt
Organism: Stegostoma tigrinum
Lineage: Eukaryota; Metazoa; Chordata; Chondrichthyes; Orectolobiformes; Stegostomatidae
Product: protein PIGBOS1
Exons: 1
Coding region: 121-303 (60 amino acids)
Source: RefSeq, a predicted model, not a curated record